GAUCUUUCUUUGUGGCUGCGAAGUGGUUACUACUACACAACCUAAGUGAGUCAGUCCACCGCACCCGCCUGAGUGAAAGCAGCCUCUCCCCUUCUCCCUCCGUCUCUCCAAUGGCGGAAAAACUCGCUCUACCUCUUCUACUCCCAAACCCACCACCCUCAAGGUCUGUUUUCCCCAACAACCACCACACUCAGCACCACCCUCCAGUACCCUCAGCGCCACCACCAGUAGCCCCUCUUCUCCAGGACCUCCUUUUCACCCGCCAAAACCCCAGCACUUCCUCACAACCCCACACCCACCAGUCUCCAAUCCCCAGAACCCGCAACCGCAUCGGCAAGUCCCGCGACCCCAACCGUGGCAAGCCCUGGUCUAACCACAGGCUCUCCCUCAAAGGUCAGCAAAUUCUCCAAACUCUUCUUGACCCACAAUUUGAUUCUGCUGGAUUGGAUGAUGUUUUGCGUCAAUUGUUUGAACCGGAAGAGGAGGUGGGCCCUAGUGUGGAGUUGUUGUCUUUGGAUGUACUGGGUAUAAUUAAGGGUUUAGGGUUUAACAAGAAAUGUGACUUGGCAAUGGGUGUGUUUGAGUGGGUUCGGAAUCGUAAAGAUUUUGAAUUGAUAUUGAAUAGCUCUGUUAUUGCUGUGGUUAUUAGUAUUCUUGGCAAGGAGGGUCGGGUUUCAUCCGCGGCUUCUUUACUUCAUAAUUUACAUCAAGCUGGGAUUGAUAUUGAUGUUUAUGCUUAUACUUCUUUGAUAACUGCUUGUGCUAGUAAUGGGAGGUAUAGAGAGGCUGUGACGGUUUUUAAGAAGAUGGAAGAAGAGGGGUGUGAGCCUACUUUGAUAACUUACAAUGUGAUUUUGAAUGUGUAUGGGAAAAUGGGUAUGCAUUGGAAUAAGAUUAUGGGUCUGGUUGAGAACAUGAAAAUUGCCGGGGUUGCCCCUGAUCUGUAUACUUAUAAUACGCUUAUUAGUUGUUGUCGACGAGGCUCUUUAUACGAAGAAGCAGCUGGGGUUUUUGAGGAUAUUAAAUCAGCGGGAUUUACACCGGAUAAGGUUACUUAUAACGCGUUAUUGGAUGUCUAUGGGAAGUCUAGGCGGCCAAAGGAAGCUAUGGAGGUGUUGAGAGAGAUGGAGAUCAAUGGGUUUUCUCCUAGCAUUGUGACUUACAAUUCAUUGAUAUCGGCUUGUGCUAGAGAUGGUUUGUUGGAUGAAGCAAUGGAUUUUAAAACCCAAAUGAUGGAGAAAGGGAUUAAGCCUGAUGUGUUUACCUACACCACCCUUUUGUCGGGGUAUGAGAAAGCUGGGAAGGAUGAGUCUGCAAUGAAGGUUUUUGAGGAGAUGAGAAGUGCUGGGUGCAAGCCAAAUAUCUGCACCUUUAAUGCCCUCAUUAAGAUGCAUGGUAACCGUGGAAAGUUUGCAGAAAUGAUGAAGGUUUUCGAAGAGAUCAAGAUAUGUCAGUGUGCCCCUGAUAUUGUUACUUGGAACACACUUCUGGCGGUGUUUGGGCAAAAUGGAAUGGACAAUGAGGUGUCAGGAGUGUUUAAGGAAAUGAAGAGGGCAGGGUUUGUGCCUGAAAGGGACACCUUCAACACGUUAAUAAGUGCAUACAGCAGAUGUGGUUCCUUUGACCAAGCUAUGGAUGUUUAUAAGAGAAUGCUGGAAUCUGGGGUUAAUCCUGACCUUUCCACCUAUAAUGCUGUUUUGGCAGCAUUGGCCCGGGGUGGGCUUUGGGAACAGUCUGAGAAAAUACUUGCUGAAAUGAAGGAUGGUCGAUGUAAACCCAAUGAGCUGACAUACUGUUCUUUGCUUCAUGCCUAUGCUAAUGGCAAGGAGACUGAGCGCAUGUGUGCUCUGGCAGAAGAGAUAUAUUCUGGUGCAAUUGAACCGUGUGCUGUGCUUUUAAAGACCCUUGUUUUAGUUAAUAGUAAAAGUGACCUCCUAAUGGAGACAGAACUUGCUUUCAUGGAGUUGAGGAAAAGAGGGUUUUCACCUGACAUAAAUACUCUUAAUGCUAUGGUUUCUAUAUAUGGCAGAAGGCAGAAGGUUACCAAAACACAAGAGAUUUUGAAUUUUAUAAAUGAGAGUGGGUUCACUCCAAGCUUGACAACUUAUAAUUGCUUAAUAUAUAUGUACAGCCGCUCUGAAAACUUCGAGAGAGCAGAAGAAGCUUUAAAGGAACUUUUGGAAAAAGGAAUAAAGCCUGAUUUAAUUUCAUAUAAUACUGUUGUAUAUGCCUAUUGUAGAAAUGGUCGGAUGAGGGAGGCUUCACGGAUAUUCUCAGAAAUGAAGGAUUCUGGACUUGCUCCAGAUGUGGUCACUUAUAAUACCUUCAUUGCGAGCUAUGCAGCUGACUCGAUGUUUGUGGAGGCCAUUGACGUGGUUCGAUACAUGAUCAAGCAGGGAUGUAAACCAAACCAGAACACAUACAACUCCAUUGUAGAUUGGUAUUGCAAACUCAAUCGACAUGAUGAGGCAAUCGUGUUUGUCAACAACCUUCAUACCCUUGAUCCACAUACUUCCAAGGCGGAAGAAUACAGGUUAUCAGAACGUAUAACAAAGAAAUGGUCAUAGGCGAUCCUCAUCUGUCAAUGGAUGGCAGCUGGAUUGACUUGCUCUUUAGCCUCUUAACUUCAUAUCCAUCCAGCCCUUUGUCCUCUCUUUUCGUGCCCGUGUUUUAUAUUGUUUGGGCAGGGAAAUGAGCAGAAAUGUAAUGUUGUGCAUGAUUCUGUUAUCUCUCUGUGAGCUUAACAGUAAGAGCUGAUUCUUGAUUUUUGAGUUAAAGAGGAUUGAGCUAUACAAGCGUUCGUCAUUUAUGGCUAGCAGCAUACCUUGUAUAGAUCAAAUGACAGAUGAAAGAAAGGUGGGGAUGGGAGAAUUGAGUAAGUUUUAAGUUAUGUACAAUUUUCCAUAUAGCAUGAAAUUGGAAAACACAUGUACAGUUAACUCUGAUAAUAAUAUUUUGAAAAUGUUCGGCACUGUAAUCCAUCACUCUUACUGAUAAUUAUCUUUAUGUCAACUUUGCGUUAAUGAGAA
This is a messenger RNA of Corylus avellana, 3029 nucleotides long. Its product is annotated as Pentatricopeptide repeat (PPR) superfamily protein. NCBI's taxonomy places the organism in Eukaryota, Viridiplantae, Streptophyta, Magnoliopsida, Fagales, Betulaceae. Gene Ontology annotation, molecular function: protein binding. The record is from RefSeq and is a predicted model, not a curated record.